Dromaius novaehollandiae (emu) is the source of this 4447-nucleotide messenger RNA. It is a transcript of the gene GMEB1, whose product is annotated as glucocorticoid modulatory element binding protein 1. Gene Ontology annotation, biological process: regulation of transcription by RNA polymerase II. The coding region runs from base 1383 to 3074 and encodes 563 amino acids. NCBI's taxonomy places the organism in Eukaryota, Metazoa, Chordata, Aves, Casuariiformes, Dromaiidae. The record is from RefSeq and is a predicted model, not a curated record. Gene Ontology annotation, molecular function: RNA polymerase II cis-regulatory region sequence-specific DNA binding. The transcript is spliced from 9 exons. Gene Ontology annotation, cellular component: nucleus.
CUGCCCUGUCCUGCCCCGGGCGCCUCCGGCCCGGGCGGGAGUGACUCAUGCUUGGGGCCGCGCUGGCUCCCGGGCAGCAGCUCCGUCCCUGCUGGCACCGGCGGAAAUCCUGCGGAAGCGGCGCUGGCCGCCGGUUUUGGUGAACCCGCGGCGGCUGCGAGGCCCCGAGCCCCCCGCCGAGAUGGAGCCAAGCGCCGCCGGCGGGGCCGGGGCGUCCCCAGGAGCUUGGCCCGCGCCCCGUCCUCGCUUCCUCCCCAAACGGGAGCGUUCCCGGGGCAGGGGCGCGGCGGCAUUCGCCAGCCCGGAGCCCGGCUCGAGUCCAGGCCGCCCUUCUGAGGUGGGAGGCCGCGGCGGAGCUGGGCUGCCCUUGCAGAGGGACAGUUAAUGGCAGCGGGGGCCUGCGGGGACCGCUCCGGGUGUCAGGAGGGGCUGAGGAAAAGGCUCGGAGGCGCAGAGAAUUGGGCACCACAUAGAGGCGGAUGAGGACAAAACUUGGGAGGGUUUUAAAACCCAAGAGGAUAAUAUUGAACUGCACUUGGACCACAGGCCCAAAUUAUUAUGUAAUUUGUUUCUCCUCUUCCCACACUUUGCAUUCCCCCGGUGACAAAAUCACCUUGCCGCUCUCCCGGGCCGCAUUAGGACGCGGUCUCUAACGGUGUAACAAAUAUCCGUGCCGUAAAACACUGCGAGGACCCGCCGUAUCACGGUGUCUCGCUGCACCAUGAGGCACGCGGGCUUCUCCGCGGCUCGUGCGCCGCAGGAGGGAUCGAUCCCAGGCACAUUCCCGGCGGUGAAAGGCGAGAGCAUCGCGAUGGCUGCUGGAAGUGCUCCCACCUGGGGGGGGGAAGCUCUGCCUUAGAAACCUCCCUCCCUGCGCUGCUGUGCUCUCGCCAAAAGCGAACAUGUGGGUUUGCUCGGCUGGCACCGCGGCUGCAGGGCUGCCGAGCCGCAGCGCCCAGAGAAGCCGCUCCGCUAUCGGCUGCUAAAGUUAUCAGAAAGGCGGCGGUGUGGGGGACUGUGUCUGUCAUCUUUGUGUCACCGGAUCAGACGUUCCCAGCUAUCGUGAUCGACAGGCGAGGAGAAAUCCUCUCCAGAGAGAACGCGCCUAUUGACAGACACCUGCUGUCUCUCUCUUUCGUGGUGAAUUUAAAAUAAUGCCUGGUUCCAUCUUUCGAGUCUGAGCUGCUCCCUGCAAGGGGGGGACCCCCAGCCGGUGCCGCCGCACUUGCUGCCGUGGGGGUCUCGGGGACGAUGCUUGGGAAGCGCCGCUCGUCCCCACCGGCGCUCGGGCAGCGGCGGUCUGGCUUUUCCUGCGGCACAGCUCUGCCUCUGCUUGUCCGCUGCAGCACCGCGGUACCCCGGCACCGGGCUUCAUGUGAGAGAUGGCGAAUGCCGAAGUGAGCGUCCCCGUGGGUGAUGUGGUGGUUGUACCAAGUGAGGGAAACGAAGGGGAGAACCCGGAGGAUACCAAGACCCAAGUGAUCCUGCAGCUCCAGCCGGUGCAGCAAGGGAUUUACCAAGAGGGCUCGGAGGCCAGCGCCGCCGUGGUGGCUGUUGAAACGCACACCAUACACAAACUAGAAGAAGGGAUUGACCCCAGCGCCAUUGAGACAAACGAGGAGAUCGAGAUUGCCUAUCCCAUCACCUGCGGGGAGAGCAAAGCCAUCCUGCUUUGGAAGAAGUUCGUCUGUCCAGGAAUUAAUGUCAAGUGUGUAAAGUUCAACGACCAACUGAUCAGCCCGAAGCAUUUUGUUCACCUGGCUGGCAAGUCUACCCUAAAGGACUGGAAGAGAGCCAUUCGUCUUGGAGGAAUCAUGCUGAGGAAGAUGAUGGACUCGGGGCAAAUCGACUUCUACCAGCACGACAAAGUUUGCACCAACACCUGCCGAAGCACCAAGUUUGAUCUCCUGAUCAGCAGUGCCCGAGCACCGGUGCCAGGGCAGCAGAGCGUGGUGCAGACUCCCACCUCAGCUGACGGGAGCAUCACCCAGAUUGCGCUGUCGGAGGAGAGCAUGGAGGAGGGGAUCGAGUGGAACUCUGCUCUGACAGCUGCUGUCACCAUGGCCACUGAGGAAGGCAUGAAAAAGGACACGGAUGAGAUAUCGGAGGACACACUGAUGUUCUGGAAGGGAAUAGCUGAUGUGGGGCUGAUGGAAGAGGUCGUCUGCAACAUCCAGAAGGAGAUAGAAGAGGUGCUAAGAGGCGUUCAGCAAAGGCUGGGUCAGUCUCCCUUCCAAAUGACAGAUGCUGCAGUCUUGAAUAACGUUGCUCACACAUUUGGCCUAAUGGACACAGUCAAGAAGGUGUUGGACAACAGGAAAAACCAGACAGAGCAAGGAGAAGAGCAGUUUCUCUACACUCUGGCAGACCUGGAGCGCCAGCUGGAAGAGCAGAAGAAGCUCGCCAAGGACCAGAAGGCCAAGUCGCAGACCAUCCAGAACGUGGUGCUGAUGCCCGUCAGCGCUCCCAAGCCCCCCAAGAGACCGCGCCUGCAGCGCCCAGCCUCCGCCACUGUCAUCAGUCCCUCCACCCCCAUCCAGCAGCCUCAGUUCACGGUCAUCUCGCCCAUUGCUAUUGCACCCGUCGGACAGCAGUUCUCAGUGGGCAACAUCCCGGUGGCAACCAUUAGCCAGGGCUCCAGCCCGGUGACUGUUCAUACGUUGCCAACUGGCUCCCAGCUCUUCCGAUACGCCACCGUGGUGUCCUCCUCCAAGACCAGCUCCUCCGACACGGUGACCCUCCACCCGUCCUCCAGCCUGGCGCUGCUGAGCUCGGCGGCGAUGCAGGACAGCGGCGCCCUGGCCAACGUGGCGGCUGUGGUGAACCCCGUGGAGCUGGUGGCCAUGGAGUCCGGCCUCACCUCCACCAUCCAAGCCGUGGAGGGCACCUCGGACGACGGACAGACCAUCAUAGAGAUCGACCCGGCGCCGGAUCCGGAGGCGGAUACAGACGAUUCGGAGGGCAAAGCUGUGAUCCUGGAGACGGAGCUGAGGACUGAGGAGAAAGUGGUGGGAGAUGUGGAGGACCAUCAGCACCAGGUCCAUAACGUGGAGAUUGUGGUCUUGGAGGACUAGUAGGGAAGGCGAGCAUCAGUUUGGGGAAGAGUUGGGGAAUUUGUCUUAUUUUGGGUUUUUUUGUUAAACAUUUUUUCCAGCCACCCCAUUUGUUUCCAUGGAUAUUUUCAUUGUACAGUAUAUAAAAUAUAUAUAUAUUAUAUAUAUAAAUUUUUUUUUAAACAAAAAAGGUGGAGAAACACGCGAGACCUGGAAAAGGCUUGGUCUCCGUGGAGCACUGAACAAUACUGCCUGUUUGUAGGGUCAAGAAGAGACUGGAUCUCUGCUGGGCAACCCCCAGCAGGGAGGAACUGGGCAAGGGCUCCCAACGCCGAGGGCGCACGGUGGCACAGGCCACACGCAUGGUGCUUCUGACCCAGGCCUGCCCGUGGCCGGGACUAUUUUAUUUCAGAGAGACAGUAACCGGUGACUGGAGUGCUGACGUGAUUGUGGGAAGGGGGUGAUGGCUUUGGGGUGGAACAGGUACCUCAUUUGUAUUUUUAUUUUCCUCCAGGGAAGGAAAUUCUGUUGGACUCUUCACUGUCACCUCAGCUGGGAUUUUUUUUAUUAUUUUUGCUUUGGGGAAGAAAACAGUAACCGUGGCUUUACUGUCCAUGUUCUCCUCCUCCACACAAGUUGUUUUUAUAUGGAUAUUUUUUGUAUUUGUUUGCUCCCUUCCCUUGUCCAGAUUUGCCAGAUGCAAAGUCCUGGACUCGCUCUUGCUGGUCUUGGGUUCCCAAAUCCAAAUCCUGCCUCUUCCCACGGCACCUUUCCUCCUCCCCUUUCCCCACCUGGCCAGGCUCGGUGCUACAGACACUGUUUGGAGACUCCGAGACCACUUCAGCCUUGUACAUAAAGGCAAAAAAAAAAAAUCAACUCAAGCUUAAAACCACAGCCUCCCUCUUCGCUCUUCGGCGUAGCGCUGCGGGGACCUUUGGGAUGUACAAAGCAUGUCGUGCUGUUGCUUUUCGGGAGAGCUGGACUCCGGAUCGGGGCGCCUUCUGUUUACACUGUGUGCUGGGGCUGCUCCGUGCUCGUCGCUACUCGUUUGGUGGUUUUAUUUUUGUAUCUUCUUCUUUCUUCCUUUAAGCUCUUUGCAGGAUUAGAACCGGCUCGUUGCUGAAAUAACGCAGCCGCCCCUCCGGCCUCCCGCCGUCCCUCUGCCUUCGCGGGCGGCUCCCUCUGCGCUUGGCCGCGGCGGGAGGAGGGAAGGGGGGGCAUCGCCGGGCGCCGUCCGAGCUGCCGAGGUUUGGGAGGGCUGGGGGGGGGGAGCUGCUUGGCUGGGAAUAUUAAGCAAAACAACAGCAAAGGAAACGGACCUGGGGAUGGGGGUGGGGAGGGAGGAGGAAGAUGUGUUUGGCUAUUUUUUUGCAUUAAAAGGAAAAAUCGAACGA